CCUCCAUGGCGGUAUUCCCGAAAGUGUAGCCCGGGGUAAAGUUUCAGCACCACAAGCGGUAACCCCCCCGAGCUACACUUGGGAAUACACUGCAGCGCUGCUCCGGGAUCUCUUCUUCACUUACCUUGUCCUGCGCUCCCGCGAUGUCCCUCCUGCAGUGUCUCCUGUAAUGUCCUCCAGCAGAUGCCGGCAUUUGUCAUCUGGGUUCCGUUCCCUGCGACGUCGGGAUGUACGGGGGAGGGAACUGGCGGGAAAUUUGAAAAUGACAAAAUAAAUUCACUAAAAUCACAUAGUAUAACAUUCCUGUAUCAAACCAUUUCACAUACA
Messenger RNA from Staurois parvus, 327 nucleotides. Lineage: Eukaryota; Metazoa; Chordata; Amphibia; Anura; Ranidae. The record is from the annotation of a GenBank genome assembly.